CGUUGAAUAAUUUGGUUGAAAAAUGAGUCUCUUGCGCUUGAAGCUGUUGCGCAACAUCCAAACAUGCGCCAUUGGACCGCACUGGAGCGAUUUUCUGAAGGCCUCCUCCGCUGUGAAUGUCAACUUUACCUUAGCACCGGCCGCCAUUAGAACAGCCACAACAUUUGCCGAAAAAGAAUAUCGUCUGCGUAUCGUCGGUCAUUUGUCUUCUGCAUUUAAUUUACGCAAGUAUUCGUGUGGAUCGAUAAGAAAAACCAUGGAAGAGAACUGCGUGGUACCCGAUGUCAUUGCCAAGGCACCAAAGGCCACCGCAACUGUGCAAUAUCCGUGCGACAUUGUCGUGAAGCCCGGCAUGGUGCUGACGCCAACACAGGUGAAGGAUCAGCCGUGCGUGAAGUGGGAUGCCGAUGCCAGCAAGCUGUACACCUUGUGCAUGACCGACCCGGACGCACCCAGCCGCAAAGAUCCCAAGUUCCGCGAGUGGCACCACUGGCUGGUGGGCAACAUUCCCGGCGGCGACAUUGCCAAGGGCGAGGUCCUGUCCGCCUACGUUGGCUCGGGACCCCCGCCAGACACUGGCUUGCAUCGCUACGUGUUCCUCAUUUACGAGCAGAAGUGCAAGCUCGACUUCGACGAGAAGCGUUUGCCCAACAACAGCGGCGAUGGACGCGGCGGCUUCAAGAUUUCCAAAUUCGCCGAGAAGUACAAUCUGGGCGACCCGGUGGCCGGCAAUCUGUACCAGGCCGAGUACGAUGACUAUGUGCCCAUUCUGUACAAGCAGUUGGGUGCCUAAAUCCGCUAAACUAUGUCUGCGAAUCAAGUAAAAAUACAUAUACAUAUAUGAGAAUUAUAUAAUUGAAGUAGUCGUACAUUUGGAUACAUUACACAAAUUGAAAAUUUCCUGUACGUAAUCCCUUAAAAGACACACAUAUUGUGAAUAGAAUACCAUGUAAAACCUUGUGGCUGGCAAUAAAAUUGUUAAAUACAUCGACUGCUAA
Drosophila persimilis is the source of this 998-nucleotide messenger RNA. Its product is annotated as phosphatidylethanolamine-binding protein 1. The transcript has a single exon. The coding region runs from base 23 to 793 and encodes 256 amino acids. NCBI's taxonomy places the organism in Eukaryota, Metazoa, Arthropoda, Insecta, Diptera, Drosophilidae. The record is from RefSeq and is a predicted model, not a curated record.